Messenger RNA from Colletotrichum truncatum, 234 nucleotides. RefSeq lists its product as uncharacterized. The record is from RefSeq and is a predicted model, not a curated record. Lineage: Eukaryota; Fungi; Ascomycota; Sordariomycetes; Glomerellales; Glomerellaceae.
AUGGUGUUGUCUAUUGACGUGUCAUACUUUGUGGCUUGCUCUCGAAUUUUUCGUGGUCAGAGCCCGCCCGCGGCCACGAGCAGGCUCUUUGGGAGCAGAAUCAAUGCCGAGGAUGACAUUAUGCCCAAAGUGACCUCUGAGAGCGCGAGCGGGCGUGGUUUGAUCAAUUUGAUGCUGUUUUCAAAAAUUUCGUUCUCGCUGUUGUUGAUGUUUUUCUCUUCAAGACAAUUGUAG